Messenger RNA from Epinephelus fuscoguttatus (brown-marbled grouper), 5352 nucleotides. It is a transcript of the gene tnfsf12, whose product is annotated as TNF superfamily member 12. The record is from RefSeq and is a predicted model, not a curated record. Gene Ontology annotation, cellular component: membrane. Lineage: Eukaryota; Metazoa; Chordata; Actinopteri; Perciformes; Serranidae. Gene Ontology annotation, molecular function: receptor ligand activity; tumor necrosis factor receptor binding. The coding region runs from base 550 to 1368 and encodes 272 amino acids. The transcript is spliced from 6 exons. Gene Ontology annotation, biological process: immune response.
UGGCACAUAUUUUCAAGGCAUGCAAGUUGAUGAAAGUGUCUGGAGCAGCGGAGGAAGCCCCGGUGCGCCUCGUAUGUUUUUCUUGUGCUCACCUCGUUGGUUUUUACGGCGGAUGCACGCUGGUAUCACAACAUCAGAGCUCGCCGAGGGCGCGCGGAAAGUUCACCACAAAGUCUGUGUAUGUGUGUGUGUCUGUGUAUGUGUGUGUGUGGUUUGACGCUCAUGUGUGCUCAGUCUGUCUGUCUAAUAGAGUGACCCCCCAGCGCGCUGUUUAAAGGGAAGACAAGAGAGCUGAGUCAACGAAUCACAAGGAGAAGGAUGCAACAGUUGAUGUGCGCGAGUUGCAGUUUCCGUGCAUUUGGAGGCACGCGGAGGAUGGUGGCUUUGAUCUGUGUGGAGCAAAGAGUGGAUGUUUUGCUGCUUUAUUAAAACCCCUCAGCUGUCAGAUUAAACACAAAGACCCACGCGUUUAGUUUAGAGGCUGUCCACUCGCGCGUCUUCCCUGCACCAAAAUGGACAUUUGGACAGACCCGCAUUUGGAGGGACUUCAUGCUCUGCUGGAAUGAAGUUGGAGCGGGGACUUGGGAUGGUCUGCGGCGGCGAGUAGCAGCGCAGUCUUGCACCAACAUGCAUCGGAUUCUGCAGAGGAGGCGAGUGCGCAAGCUGCGGGUCGUCUGGGCUUCUCUGGCCCUGGUGGCUCUGUCUCUGGCCGCAUGCAGCGCGCUGUUCACGGCGUGGACUUGGCGACAGACGCGGGACCUGUCCCAGUCCUUUAAGAUCCUGCAGGACCGAAUGGAGCAGGUCAAUACACAGAGGAAGGCCAUUGUUCAGCUCAUUCUGGAGAAGAGAGAGCUGCUGGUGGGGCAGAGAGUGAAGAGAGACGGGGGAGCGCUGCGAGGGAGGAAUGGAAGUGGAAAGAAAGCAGCGUCUCAUUUUGAGAUAACCAAAGUCUCCUCUCAGCAAGUUGGAGAGGGAGGUGUGAUAAAGGGUUGGGAAGAGAGGACAUUGAAUAUGAGUAAAGCAGUGAGGUACAACAAGGAACAAGGCACCUUCACUGUGGAGAGAGCGGGCGUCUACUUCCUGUUCUGUCAGGUGUUGUUCAAUGAGCAGCAGUCUCAGUAUGUGAAGCUGGAUGUGGUGACCAGCGGCCAGAGGCCUCAGAAGCUGCAGUGCAUGGAGGGUUACGGGACGACCCCCUCCGCCGGGCCGCACCCUUUCCACUUCCUGAAGCCCUGCCAGGUGUCCGGCCUCCUGCGACUGGACAAAGGCACGGAGCUGCAGGCCAUCACAGGCUCGUCCUUCAGACUCCACACUCUGGGCAACCCGUCAGCCUCGCCUCACAUCUUCAGCAUCUUUAAAGUCAACUGAAGCAUGGAUCCUUUUAACGCAAACUCAUCUGAGAACAUCAAAACUUCUUGUGUGUCUGGAUGAGAUCUUUUUUCUAUAUGGUUAAACAGUCAUAAGCAGUCGGGGCAUCACAUCUGGCCAUAGCUGCUUCCCAAAGACGUUAAUUUGAAAGACAAACCUGACAUUUGUGGAAGUUGUUGUGGAAUUUUUUCUCUGGACAGCAGUGCUGUUUUGGAACGCAAAACACAGACUUUUGGAUUUAAACCAAGACCCGAAGUGGACGAAAUGCCUCGAUGAACGUCUGCCGAGAGAACAGAUGUGAUGGAAGCUGUUUUGUAGAUAAAGGGCUUCAUAUAAAAAGAAAAAUACUUGGAUGUUCAUUUUAGCCUUCGUAUCCUGUAAUAAAUUGUGCUUACACUCUCUUUAUAAGACUGACAGUAAAGCUGUGCAUGCACCUUCCACUUUUAUAUCGCCAGUGCCUCGAGGAGCUGAGAGCACGUCCGCAAGCGUCCAAUCUAGACACUAUAAAUGGCCGUCAUGAGCUGUCAGUGAUAUUUUAUACGUCUGUGUGUGAAUCUGAUGAAUCAAACAGUUCUUGUUUAUACUGAUUUUAUGAUCUUUACAAUGCAAUGUGUGUCUGAGUGUGAAAUUAAGUCUUUUUUUAAAACUUUGUAUAUACGUCACACAUAUUUUACUCUGCGCAUAUCAAGUCAGAAGCUGGCAAAAAAGGGGACAUUUUAAAUAACAUGGAUGUGAAUUUGUGCUCUUUCUUCUAAGGUCAGAUUUGACUGUAAGGUAUUUGUAUGUAUAGUACUGGCUUGACUUUUGGAAAGUACUUGCAAGUUUCAGUAAGCAAAGCAAACAGGUAUAAAUACAAUGGUGUCUCUCUUUUCUGCCUUUUUUAUUGGUUUAAUGGAUCGUCAGAUAAUUGUUAAUUUAGUAUUAAGAGCUGGUCUUUAAAAAGUACUGGAAAUUCCCUCAUUCGUCCAAAGCUGUAGUGAAAGUAAGGGUGCUUUUACACCUGCCCUGUUUGGUUCAGUCCAUUCGAAUUGAGGUUCGUUUGUCGCCUAAGUGUGGUCCGUUUGGACAGGUGUGAACACAGCAAUUGCACUUGGGUGUGCACCAAAACAACCGGACCGAGACCUUCUUGAAGAGGUGGUCUCGGUCCGCUUACAAAUGAACUCUGGUGUGGUUCUUUUGUGGUGAGAACGUGUUCCGACCUCGAGCCGAGGUACUGCCUUAAUAUGCGCAUCCAAUGCAUCACAACAUUGUUUUCUAGUUGGAGCCGCGCCUCGUUUUCAGACUGCAUGGUUUGACUAAAAUGAACAAUGACAGCAAUAUAGUCCACGAUGACCAGCGCUAAAAUCAACCUGCGUAGUUGUCCCUCCAUUGUGACAUUAGAAAGUGUCGCAUUUAUCUUGCAAGUGUACUCUUCUUCAACAUUUUGCUUUACUUCCAUGGAAAUUCUGACCAAUCAAGAGCAGCUUUCUUGCGCAAGGUAUUUUAUCUGGUCCGCUCGUAAAUGCUGCCGUGAGAACACGAACCAACUCUAGGUAAUUAUACAACUUUGUAACAAAUUAAGUCCCUGAUUUGGGCCAAAGCAAGACAACUCUAGGUCUGAAAGCACCCUUAAAGUUGAUUUUAAAUAUUACAAAGAUUUUGUAUUUUUUUUUUCCAAAAAAAAGAACAUUAUCCAGAACUUUCUGUCAAGAGAAGUCUUAAUAUUAGUGUUAGUAGUAUGGCUUGGUAAUAUAUCGAUACUGUGAUAUGAGACUUGUGGCAGUCGGUGUUACAGUGUUUGAGGCAUACACCGAUUACACUACUCGCCCACUGCCGCCACCAUUUCAUUUUUUUUUUACUAAACGACAGAUACUACUUAACUGAAAGUGUUUUCUCAGUACAGCAGAGUUGCAGCUCACUUAUCAUUACGAGAGUAAGAAGAGUUGACGGACAAGAUGAUGGUGGAGGAUUUGGUGUCAAAGCAACAAGCAGAAACGCCUCUUUGGCAAUAUUUGAGAUGUAAACCCUAUCUUAAUUGGGAAUCUGAUGACGUUACUGAUGGAAACUGAGUUGAUUACAUCCAUUGAUGUAUAUAGAGAACUGGAUAUAGCAUCAGGGGCGGGCCUUGGCUCAUGACCAGUUUGACUUCCUGGAUCUUCUGCAACCUUUGGCAAUCGAGUAAGUGAACUAGAAACUUCGGCUGGCCGAGCUGCUAACUUCCAGUUUAGCCUUCUGCUAGCUUGAUGUGGCUCUUCUAGACUUUUGAAAAGUUAUUGGAUCAAAUUCCAAUAGUGAAACAACAUUCGCAGGGGUAAAAUGUGAUGACUUACAGACGUGUCGUUCACAAUGUAAGUCUACAUAAAAAAAAGUCUUUUGGGCUCAGUGGCAUCACGUGACAGACUUGCAAUUACACGGUUUGGCCGCUAUGUCCAAUUAUCUUGAAUGCCCGGCGCACUUAGCAGAAGAUAUACUUCAUGAAUCCAAGAUUAAUCCCAAUUUUUUUCACUCUCUUGUCAUAUACAUACGUGCCUGAAAUACACACACAUGCACGAACAGGACCUAUACAUGCAUCAGACGAAGAGAUGUCAGCGUUAGGGGGCUGCCAAUAGACAAGCACCCCGGGCAGUUGGGAGUUUGGUGCCUGUAGUGCCCAGGAGGCAGGCUGGCACCUCUCCAGCUACCAGUCCACACUCCAUAUUUGGUCCGGACGGGUACUUGAACCAGUGACUCUGGUUCCCAACCCAAGUCCCUAUGGACUGACCUACUGCCGCCCUUUCCUGUAGGGCCUGGUGGCAUCCCAGAUGUCGUCUUAGGUUUUGGAUCUCAUAAUAUUGUCAAUGUUGUCUUUUCCUGGUUUUUAAGGGUGCAUUAUAGUAAAGUGAUGUCAUUUCCUGAACUUACCAGACUAUUCUAGCUUUUCUAUUGUUUCCCUUUACCCACUAAGUCAUUACAUCCACAAUUCUGAUCCCUUAUUUUACCAGUAUAAAGAAGAGUGUUAAUAUAAGCCAGUAACAAAACAAGAGCAGCAGUCUGAUGUACAAUACUGACACUAAUUUACACAAAUAAUUUACAGUCUAUGCUCACAAUGACAACAAUAACAUACUGAUGGUUAGCAGGUGUUAUGUUUACCACGUUCACCACCUCAUUUUAGCAUGCUAAAGUGUUGCUAGUUAGCAUUAAACACAAAGUACAGCUGAAGCAGAUGGGAGUGUGUUUGGUUUUGAAGGUGUUUGGCCAUGAACCAAAAGACUGGAGAGAUAAAAGUAUAUUUAGUAUGUCUUUGCCCUUGAAUGACUCGAAUUAGUUUCUAAUUUAGAAGUGAAACAUCUCUCCUAUGAACAGCUCUGAAAAACAUGGAAAAGAUCCAACCUGCACCCAUGAAUCUGGAAAAUGACUCCAUUUAUCUAAAUUAUACAUCGUGAUAGUCUCACAGACAGUAACUCAGAAGUUCUGGUUUUAUAAUUUGAGAAGUUUAAGAGUUUAAAAUCCAAGUUAAACCCAAGAUUCAUCGUAUAAAGUGACUGGCUUUUUGUUCUGAAAGGUUUCUCAGUCACGUUGCAACUUUCUGUCACUUUAUUUUUAUCUCUUUUUCGAAAUGACACUCCAUCUUCCAUUCUCUCAUAUGCUGCUGCUGCUUUCUGUAAUAUUCCCUGCUACAAUACAAACAGUGUGUAUUUCUAGCAGUGGGUUCAGCACUCCCACUCUUGUUUAUAAGUAGUUUUUGUGGACGGACCGCAGUGGUUUCUCCUCAGCACUUUACUGCAGCGAACGUAGUGUUUUUAAUUGGAGCCAAACAUUCAUGUUUUCAGAUGGGAAAAUGUCAGAUUUUGAGGUGUAGACAUUAUAUCCUGUUUGAUUUCCUCAUCGUUUUCCUCUUCCCUUUUGUGUCUCACUCAUCCCCCCCACCCCCAGACACCCCCACACACCCCCUCACACCCCCGUGCACCUCAUAUUUCCCUGUCAGCACCGAUCAGACCGCACACACACACACACACACACACACAC